CUGCAACUUUCAACCUUGGCUAUUAAACUUGAAAAAAUUACAAUUGGAAAGUUUUCUUUGAUUUAUAAAAGAAGUCUGUGAUAUUUUCAAAUGACAUUCACAGGCGAUUCAUUGUUCAUUGGAGAAAAGAUAUGCCUACAUAAUACACUCUAUAUAUAUAUCCUGCCCCAUUAUUUUUGUACAGAUAAGCGUGUAUAUAUAAUAAACUCUUAAUUACACUAAACUGAUGUACACUUUUGGAUGCAAUAUGAUUGGUUGAUACAAAUGUAAUUCAUUUAACGUAUCUCACGUAUUUCAACACAGAGAAUAUUUUCAAGAAGGCCUUAAUGGUAUUUGAUUGCAAACAUAACAGAAUGGAAUUACCAAGAAUUUCAUCUAUGUUCCCUGAUUACUACAUUUUAUUUUCAUUCUGUCUUUUAUGAUACCUCUCAUGAUUUGAUAUGUAUUAUUGCGCUUUGCUAUACAAUAUGGAAGAGAUUUUGGAUUUGCUACAGUGUGUUAUAAACACCGGGUAAAGUAAAAAGUGUAUUGUAUGUUCAAACAACUAUUUGUUUCAACAUGACAAAUGAUGUCAAUAUCUAAUUUCAUACAAAGUUGAAAGUAAGACACUGAAAUGAAGUCUUUACAUUCUGUCAUUGGUAUUUUUAAAUAUUUAGUACACUGAUUGUGACAAGUGAACAGUCGAGUUCACAAAAAAAGCAUGUGGAACUGUUAAAAUUGAUGUAAAAGGCUUUUUAAAGAAUUUGGGGAAGCAAGAUCUACGAUUAAAGUCUAGCAGUAAUUCUAUUUUAAACUCAAUAUUUCUAUUCUGUUUAUAAGAUAGUAGCAUUGGAUGUGGACCUGUGAAAGUAGUUUAUACUAAUUGGUGAAAUCAGAACACCUGUUCAUAUUCAGCAUGAAUAUACUAAGGUCAAUAUUUGUUUUUGACAUGCCACGUGUUGUAAUCAUUCGUCAACCAGUAUUGGCAAUGAUACAUCGUUUAAUUCAACUUUUCAUACUUUCAUAUUUCAUUAUUUAUGUGAUGUGGUUAAACAGAGGCUAUCAAUCAUUUGAUAAUCCAGUAAGCGGUGUGGCAGCUAAAGUAAAGGGUAUAGCCUGGAAGCAUGUGCCUAAGCAUCAGAAUCAUGACACUAACGGCAUAAUUGUACUGGAUAGUGCAGACUAUCAAGUACAGCCAUCACCGAAUUCUGCCUUUUACUUGAUAACAAGAAUUAAACACUCUGUUAUACAAAACAUGACAACAUGUAGCGAAGGUGAUCACCUACAUGAUGCAGAGUGCUUAGAAGACUAUCAAUGUCCAGGAGGUUAUCAAGCUGAUCAUCAGAUUUAUGAUUCAGACCGUAUUAAUGAAGAUGAGAUUUUGGUUGUAUCAGAUGAAAGUGCACACGGAAUAUUUACCGGGAAAUGUUUAAAAGAUCGUGGGAAAUGUGAAAUAUUUGGUUGGUGUCCAACUGAAGAUGACUAUGAGCACGAGCUACGCAAAGAACGUAAUGUAAAGAGAGUUCUAACUCAACCAAUAAACAUUUUAGAAGAAUAUUAUGGUUAUUUUACAGAUUUAGAAUUUCUAGAUGCCAAAAAUCGAAUUAACGAACGUACACCACACUCUGCUGAUCCAUUUUUCGAAGUUAUUAAUUUCACAGUUCUUAUUAAGAAUAGCAUAGAAUUUCCUGCUUUCCAAACGAAACGACGUAACAUCUUACCAUGGAUGACAAAAAGUUAUCUGAACGAUUGUUUGUAUAAUCCAGAACAUACAAUUGAUCAGUACUGUCCCAAGUUCCGUAUAGGUGAUAUAUUUAAAUUUGCUGGAAGUAAUGCAAAUCGCAUGUUGAAAUAUGGUGGAGUUAUAGCAGUCACGAUUAAUUGGCAAUGUGAUUUAGAUUGGCCUAUUGAUUACUGCUUACCGCAGUAUGAAUUUUUAGAAUUGGAAAGUGUUCAAAAACCAGAGAAAGUUAAUGGGAAAAAUAAAACUUACCGUCAGAAGGAUAAUCAUGUCAGAUCUUCGUCAUCAGCAUCAAACAAAACUGACAUCCCAGAGAUGACAUUUGAUUACUCUUAUAUGACACGUAAAUUAAAUGGUGAAGAUGACUUUAUCGAUGACGAGGACGAGAUGACUACACUUCUUGAAGGAUUUUCUAUGCGCAUCACUUCAUACUUCGGCUAUGAUACAGAAAUGGUUAAGAAUCGCAAGCGUAUUCUAAUGCAUGUCAAUGGUGUUCAGUUUAUAAUACGUGUUACUGGAAGAGCUGGAAAAUUCAAUCUACUAUCAUUCUCAAUGCGACUUGGUUCUGGUCUAGCAUUGUUAGGCAUAUCAACAAUAGUAACUGAUUUAAUUCUGUUUCAUUUUACAAAUGAUCGUAAACACUAUAAAGAGAUCACUUGUGAUGAUAAAACACUGAAUCGUUUAUUAGCGAUUGCCGCACAAACUAGUCUACCUGAAUCACGUCGUACGCAAAUGAUGCGUAAAAUUCAUGAUUCACAGUUAACUCAAGAAACAGAUGGUGUGCCCAAUAAAAAGAAAAGAUUUAAGAACAUCAAAUAUUUUAAAUGGGGUAAAAAGCAAUCAGGUGGAAGCGUUUUUCCACGGAAUAUGAAUAAAUCAAUAAAAACACCAACUGCUACACAUAUCUCACAUCCUACCAGCAGUGUUAUUAGUACUAAUACUUAUUCUUUGCCUUCUUCCACUACUCCUACUAUAACUAAUACAGAUACUAUUACUGAAAAUGAUAAUACUACUACUAAUAAUAAUAAUUCAGGUUUUACUGAUAACCAAAUAAUAUCUGAUACAACAAUGACUAUUGAGUCGGAUACAGAAAAUGGAAAUACUCCGUAUUAUGAUAAGGAUGAUUAUUUAAAUUCUAAACACAAGUUUUCAUAUGUCGGUGGAGAACAGACGGUUUAGUGAAAUCUAAUUUAUGCAUUCAGUAGUAUGAAUCCAUAAACCUUGACAACAUCUUCAGUAAAAUCUUGUUAAUGCUCAAAGACAUCAGUUUCAAUGAAUGCUGGAAAACAGAUUAAUGGAAUACAACUUAAUGUUGCCUUCUUGCUAAUUACGUAUAAGCACAUCCCAUAAGAUGAUAAAUAAAAAACCUAGCGAAAUUGCAUAUACUCUGUGUUGGGCAAUCAUUUUUGUUUCAAUGGGUAAAUACGAAGCAGUUAAAACAACAAGCCUUCUAACUAGCAGUUCAAAGAAAUAAUCAACAAUUUCUUUCAUGUUACUUAUCAUCAAAAACUGAAGAAGGCGAGUAAAUGUUAGUAAUUUUGUUCAAUCAAAUAUACAUACAUUAAGAGGUUUAUUUAUUUGUUAUAGAAGGAAAUAUUCGAGAUCAUUAUU
This is a messenger RNA of Trichobilharzia szidati, 3331 nucleotides long. The record is from the annotation of a GenBank genome assembly. NCBI's taxonomy places the organism in Eukaryota, Metazoa, Platyhelminthes, Trematoda, Strigeidida, Schistosomatidae.